Molecule: messenger RNA, 1906 nt
Organism: Doryrhamphus excisus (bluestripe pipefish)
Lineage: Eukaryota; Metazoa; Chordata; Actinopteri; Syngnathiformes; Syngnathidae
Product: fibroblast growth factor 20-like
Molecular function (GO): growth factor activity
Source: RefSeq, a predicted model, not a curated record
CGCUCCAUUCUGCUGCCAGAGCAGGAGGAACCGCAUGAAUAAAGGAAAGAAGUGAAUGAAGGAGGAGAGAGAGAGAGGAACAUCCUCUAAGGUGCAGUGGAGCAAAGAGGAGUAUCCCCGAGGAGAGGGAGAGGACUGCCGAGGUGAUGCACUGAUAAACUGCAAGGCAGGCAGAAGAAGAGGUUUCUCCAAGAGGGAUGUCUGCACGUACAUCAGGUCCACGAGGUGCUGAUUGAACUUUUAUUUGGUGAGAAGCUCUCCGGAUCUCCACCUUGGAUCUCGUACAAAAAAAAAAAAAAAAAGCCCGAACGGGUGUUUUUACUGUGAUGGCAGCAGCAGCAGCAGCUGAGGUUGGGAUCUUCAACGGAUUUCUGGACAGCUUUGGCUCCGCGGGUGGCGCUCAUUUCGUUCUCACCCCAGCCGGCGCGGUGGAAUACAACUCGGUGAGCAGACUCAUGAUGGUGGGGGGCUCGGCGCAGCAGCACCAGCACCAGCAGCACCAGCAGGAGCAGGAGCACCUGAUGUCAUCCGAACGCUUGUCCCGGAGCUUAGCGGACCUCAGCCACCUGAAGGGGAUUCUGAGGCGGCGGCAGCUCUACUGCAGGACCGGCUUCCACCUGGAGAUACACCCCGAUGGCACCGUGCAGGGAACCAGGAAGGACCACAGCAGAUUCGGUAUUUUGGAGUUCAUCAGCCUGGCUGUGGGACUGGUCAGCAUCAGAGGUGUGGACAGUGGACUCUACCUUGCCAUGAACAGCAAGGGGGAACUUUAUGGCUCGGAGAAGCUAUCAGCAGAAAGCGUUUUCCGGGAGCAAUUUGAAGAGAACUGGUACAACACCUACUCAUCCAACAUUUACAGGCACGGAGAAAAAGGAGCAUUUUACUUUGUCGCACUUAACAAGGACGGGACGCCGCGGGAUGGCACAAGAUCGCGGCGGCAUCAGAGAUUCUCUCACUUCUUGCCGAGGCCUGUAGAUCCAGACAGAGUACCAGAACUAUACAGGGAUAUACUGGGCCAGAGCUGAAACUGAACCAAUGCUGGCUAGAAAGCGAACUGUUGCAUCAAAUACUGCCCCCCUUUUUGGGGGCAAUGGAUGAUCCAAAAUGGAUCACAUUAAAUGCACCAGAUUCAAACCCCGGAUUGCUGGUACGGCGGAAGGAUAGCGACCCUCGCUGAACCAGUCGUACAAGGGAGUUUGAAAGAAAAGCACCAGGGAUCUUCUGUGGAUGAUGCAGAAACAGACCCCCCCCCCCUCCUCCAUUAUCCCUUUAUUGGCAUAUGCAGUGGCAUCAGCAGCCAAGAUGGAUUUCCCUUGAUUCUCCAAACUACCUGCUUGUCCAGAUCUGCAUGUUUAAGUGAACAAAAGCAAGUUUAUUCACAAGCAGCUGCUAGGAAUUGUUUCUGUGCUUUGGCUGCAGAAACCUUUUCUGUUUCAUAGUAGGCUCCUUUUCUUUGAUGCUAAACUCUAAGGCUGCUAAGUAAACCACAAAAAAAGUAUAAUCUGCUAUACAGUCUGGCUGGUUUACUGAAAAUAAGGUAGUUUUAUGCACUGGAAAGCAGCCAUGUUUUGCUGGAUACGGCGCUGACUGCUGAUGCUCAGAAAACGGACUUGAGGAAUAAGAGAAAAAGACCUGGCGACAAGUAGGACUUCUUCUACGGUGGAUGGGAACGCUCAUCCAUUGGACGCAGUGAAGGAAUGGUGUUGUUUUGUCGCUGGUUGCAGUUAAACGAUGAGCACAGGAUUCAUAAAGACUUAACAGAGCUGAUGGACAGAUUUUAAUCUUAUUUAUGAGGCUAUAAUUCAUGGGACACACAAAGUUUCAUAUUUAUUUCAUAUAUUUAUUUUGAGAAUAUAUUUUUACAGGUAUGACACAAAAUAAACCAAAAAAAUGAUCGAUUUUGCCG